AUGCAACAGACACUCCAGCACGAAAACCCACAAAUUACUAAUACUAACGCACUAACAAUUCAUACGACACAAAAUACGUUAACUCCUCAAAUUACAACAACACGCGGGCCACGUUCCCCCAUUGUCGUGGGUCUUGCCGCCUGGGUGCAGCCAACCGGUGCUGGAGUUGGUGCUGCAACAUCAGAAAUCAUUGCGACGCCAGUGACAAGAACUAAAGCUUCACCGACAAAUCCCCAAAUUUCAGGAACUGUGGAUGCCUUUGCGCACUCUUCUGCAGCCAUUCUACCUUCAACGCAGCCUCACUUAACAUAUCAUAACUCUUCCAACACGUCGACCGUUCCCGUAGUUACCAUAUCUGCUCUCUUAACACCUGACCCACGAACCGAGGAACUCUUGGGAGCCUUAACAAUUGAACAAUUGUCAAUGAUCGAAAGGACCGUGCAACGUGUUAAGAGGAAAAAGGCUAAAGAAUCCAAAAAGCUAAACCCCUCGGAUGAAAUCGCCAACGCUACCACUGACAUGGAUAGCCUUGUCGUCAAUAUUAAUGUGCAUAAUUCGACUACACAAAACACGUCAAUCUCAAAUUCUACAUCAAUUUCACCGAACCAACAAAUACGAUCACAUCAAAAUCAACAACAACAAAUAAAUCUACAGCAACACCAAUUUUAUGCCCCGCAUCAAUAUCAACAACCUUCUCCUCUACCAACUUCUGAAAAGUCACGACAAUCAACAGAUACAAUGUCUCCAAAUAAACUAGAUAUUCCGAUUUCAAAUCCCACACCAAAUCAUGCCCUUCCGGCUACGGAUCCCAUAAUUGAAGAAUGUAAUGGAAUACCGUGGGUUGUCUUCACUUAUUCAGUUAAAGGUAACAAUAAAGAAUAUCGUAUACGCAUUGAUAUUGAUAAAGCAAAUUUAGAGGAUAUCGAUGAGCAAUUCAGACGCGAAAAUUGUCUGUAUCCAAGGGCUAAUUGCACCGAAGAUAAAUAUAAAGGAAACAGGUGGUCUUAUGAAAAUGAAUGUAACUCUCUUGGAUGGAAGUUAGCAUGGUUAAAUAAAGAAGAGAUUGGAGGUAGAAGAGGGUUGCUACAAAGAGCCGUGGAUAGUUACAGAAACCGAGAUCCCGUGUUACGUUCUCGUAGAGUAGUUCGUAACGAAAAGAUCAUGAAUGGAACUUUACGUAAGAGAGUUACGAGAGACGGAGAUGUGCAUGAUGGUAUAAAUGAUAAUUCAGCAAAGAGACAAAAAGGUGUUGCUAAACAAUUGACAUUGGAAUCUUUUGAAAAAGGUACAUCUACUAAAAUUAGAAUACGUGUUGAUGUAGAUGCUAUAAAUUUAAUGGAGAUACCUGAAGAAUUUAAAAAGAACAAUUGUAUUUUUCCAAAAGCUAAUGUGCCAAAAAAUGAGUAUCAAGGUUCUAAUGAGACGAAUAUUAACGAAUUGGGAUGGAAGUUGGCUUUUCUUAAUCAAUCUAAACUUGAUGGUAAGAAAUCACUCCUUCAAAAAGCGAUAGAUUUAUAUCGAACAAAGUAUAACACUGCAGAAAUAAGACCUAGAAGAGGAAGAUAUUCACAUACGCUUUCCAAUAAAUUUUUUGAGAAUCAUCCGUGUGAAGUCACUUCAGGUGGCAUAAAUUCUAUUAAUCCUUCAACUUCGCUCGUUAACAAUACUGAAUUCACAACGGAAGCAAAUUUGAACGAUACCGUUUCAAAUGGAUCAUCAAAAGAAUUUACAACGGAAGGAACAAAUAAUAUGGAUGAAUGA
Funneliformis caledonium is the source of this 1761-nucleotide messenger RNA. The record is from the annotation of a GenBank genome assembly. NCBI's taxonomy places the organism in Eukaryota, Fungi, Glomeromycota, Glomeromycetes, Glomerales, Glomeraceae.